GGCAUGUAUCCUUGUGUCCGAGCACAUUGUACGGGGUCCAGCUUCGCAGCCAUGAGGCGCCAGCCAGGUUUGGCUGGCCUGAUGCGGGGACAGGCCCAGCAAAACGCCCUCAGUGCUGUAGGCGAGCGGAUUGAGGCCGACAACAGUCAGCAAGCUCGGGCCUUGCUGCAAAACUUGCAGCAGUCUUUGCGGGAGUUUGCUGCUCGACAUCGUGAUCGCAUCAACUCUGACCCUCAAUUUCGGAAGUCCUUUUGUGACAUGUGCAUGGCCGCUGGUGUCGACCCCCUGGCAAGCAGCAAGGGUCUCUGGGACGAGUUCUUGGGUGUCGGUCAAUUUUACAACGAUCUGGCAGUGCAAGUGUUGACCCUCUGUCUCACGAGCCGUGACGAGAAUGGUGGGCUGCUGGAUUUGAAGCAGUGCCUCACAACCCUCAGGCGUUCUAGAGCGAGGGGUGAUCUUGGUGUCGAUGACAUUGAUCGAGCUGUUGAUUGUCUAGCCCAGCUUGGGCCUGGAGUUUCCAUUCGCAUCUGUGGAAAGCACCGCUUGAUCUGCUCAGUUCCUGAGGAGCUGAGCGAUGAUCCAGCGCAGGCCUUGGACUUGGCAGCCCGCACAGGCGGCAAGGUCUCUGCAGAAGAUCUAGUGAAGCAAUAUGCUUGGAGCCGAGAGCGUGCUGAGAGUGCCCUGCGCCACUGCAUUCGCGAAGGCUUAUGCUGGAUUGACACCCAAGAUGACCAGGUGCCCAUGUGGUGCUGGUUUCCGAGCAUUGCUUUGGCCGAAAUGGACAAAGCUGCAUAA
Molecule: messenger RNA, 795 nt
Organism: Symbiodinium pilosum
Lineage: Eukaryota; Dinophyceae; Suessiales; Symbiodiniaceae
Source: the annotation of a GenBank genome assembly